Molecule: messenger RNA, 1888 nt
Organism: Phalacrocorax carbo (great cormorant)
Lineage: Eukaryota; Metazoa; Chordata; Aves; Suliformes; Phalacrocoracidae
Source: RefSeq, a predicted model, not a curated record
CCCCCGGGACCGCGCCGUUCGGGGGCGGGCGGAGGCGGCGGCGGCGGCGUCCGCACCGGAGCCGAGCUCAGCCGAACCCUUCCGAGCUCAACCGAACCGCUCCGAGCCCAGCCGAACCCGCUCCGAGCCCAGCCGAACCCGCUCCGAGCCCAGCCGAACCCGCUCCGAGCCCAGCCGAACCCGCUCCGAGCCGAGCCGAACCCGCUCCGAGCCCAGCCGAACCCGCUCCGAGCCCAGCCGAACCCGCUCCGAGCCGAACCGAACCUUCCCGAGCCCAGCCGAACCCUUCCGAGCCCAGCCGAACCCUUCCGAGCCGCCCUGAGGCGGGCCGAGCGCGGCCGCACCGGCCGUACCGAGCCCCGCCGAGCCCCCCCGCUGCCGCCGCCUCUCCCCUCCACCAGCCAGCCAGUAAUUUUCCAAGCCCGGUCGGGCGCUUCCCGGUUGAGUUUCCCGGAGGAUCGGCGGGGCCAUGGGAGACAAAGGCACCCGGGUGUUUAAGAAAGCCAGUCCCAACGGGAAGCUCACCGUUUACCUGGGGAAGAGGGAUUUUGUGGAUCACAUCGACGUGGUGGAUCCUGUGGACGGAGUGGUGCUGGUGGAUCCCGAGUACCUGAAGGAGAGAAAAGUCUUUGUGACGUUGACCUGCGCCUUCCGCUACGGCCGCGAGGACCUGGACGUGCUGGGGUUGACCUUCCGCAAGGACCUCUUCGUGGCCAACGCCCAGGCCUUCCCGCCGGUCCCCGAGGAGAAGAAACCCCUGACGCGGCUGCAGGAGCGGCUGAUCAAGAAGCUGGGCGAGCACGCCUACCCCUUCACCUUCGAGAUCCCCCCCAACCUGCCUUGCUCCGUCACGCUGCAGCCGGGCCCGGAGGACACGGGGAAGGCCUGCGGCGUGGACUAUGAGGUCAAAGCUUUCUGUGCGGAGAACCUGGAGGAGAAAAUCCACAAGAGGAACUCGGUGCGCUUGGUGAUCCGUAAGGUCCAGUACGCGCCGGAGCGACCCGGCCCCCAGCCCAUGGCAGAGACCACCCGGCAGUUCCUCAUGUCGGACAAACCGCUGCACCUUGAGGCCUCCCUGGACAAGGAGAUCUACUACCACGGAGAGCCCAUCAGCGUCAACGUCCAUGUCACCAACAACACCAACAAGACGGUGAAGAAGAUCAAAAUCUCAGUGCGCCAGUACGCCGACAUCUGCCUCUUCAACACCGCCCAGUACAAGUGCCCGGUGGCCAUGGAGGACGCUGACGACAUGGUGGCCCCAAGCUCAACGUUCUGCAAAGUCUACACCCUGACCCCCUUCCUCGCCAACAACCGGGAGAAGCGGGGGCUGGCGCUGGACGGCAAGCUCAAGCACGAGGACACCAACCUGGCCUCCAGCACGCUCUUAAGAGACGGAGCCAACAAGGAGAUCCUGGGCAUUAUCGUCUCCUACAAGGUGAAGGUGAAGCUGGUGGUGUCCCGAGGAGGCCUGCUGGGAGACCUCGCCUCCAGCGACGUCGCGGUGGAGCUGCCCUUCACGCUGAUGCAUCCCAAACCCAAGGAGGAACCGGCGCACCGGGACGUUCCAGAGAACGAAGCUCCCAUAGAUACCAAUCUGAUAGAGCUUGACACAAAUGACGACGACAUCGUGUUCGAAGACUUUGCCCGCCAGCGACUCAAAGGCAUGAAGGACGACAAGGAGGAUGAGGAGGAGCGGACAAACUCCCCGCAGCUCAACGACAGAUAAGCGAGCCCCCCCCCCCGCCGCAGCUCGCCGGGCCGCCGCGCGCCAGUAACACCCGUGCAUUAGGCUUCUUCUCUUUUGUAUAACGAUUAAUUUUGUUUUCUACCUGUACCGGGAGCCUAUGGAUCGCCCGAUGGCGACAGCAAUUAUAACCUUCCAGCUGUG